Molecule: messenger RNA, 2637 nt
Organism: Phodopus roborovskii (desert hamster)
Lineage: Eukaryota; Metazoa; Chordata; Mammalia; Rodentia; Cricetidae
Gene: E4f1
Product: E4F transcription factor 1
Exons: 14
Coding region: 85-2436 (783 amino acids)
Biological process (GO): regulation of transcription by RNA polymerase II
Molecular function (GO): DNA-binding transcription factor activity; RNA polymerase II cis-regulatory region sequence-specific DNA binding
Source: RefSeq, a predicted model, not a curated record
CUAUGUUUCACGCAGACCUCAGUGCGGCCCGUUGUUAUGACGACACGGUCGUAAAUCCGCCAUCUUCCUGUGGCGCGUUGCGACAUGGAGGGCGCGAUGGCAGUGCGGGUGACGGCCGCUCAUACGGCAGAAGCCCGGGCCGAAGCCGGGCGUGAAGCGGGCGAGGGUGGGGUUGCGGCGGCGGCGGUGGCCUUGACCUCCGGCGGCUUUCUUGGCCUGCCAGCACCCUUCAGCGAGGAAGAUGAAGAUGAUGUGCACAGAUGUGGCCGCUGCAUGGUCGAAUUCACUGCCUUGGAGGACUUUGUCCAGCACAAGAUUCAGAAGACCUGCCAUCGGGCUCCUCAAGAGACCCUGCCUACCACUCCUGCUGCCACUACACUACUGGGCCAGGAGGUGGUGCCAACUGCAGCAGAGGGAGGUCCAGAAGAGCCCAUCACUGUGGCCCACAUCGUAGUGGAAGCCACCUCUCUGGCGGCAGACAUCAGCCAUGCUCCUGACCUUGUUGGAAGUGGGCACAUCAAAGAGGUCAUUGUGGCUGCUGAGGCAGAGCCAGGGGAUGGCGAGAUGGCAGAGGCUCCAGGCAGUCCUAACCAUCAGGAACUUGGGCUUAUUGGGGAGGGCGAGCAGGCCCAAGUCAAGCUGCUGGUGAACAAGGAAGGCCGCUACGUGUGCAUGCUAUGUCACAAGACCUUCAAAACGGGCAGCAUCCUUAAGGCCCAUAUGGUAACGCACAGCAGCCGCAAGGACCAUGAGUGCAAGCUCUGUGGUGCCUCCUUUCGGACCAAGGGCUCACUCAUCCGGCACCACAGGCGACACACUGAUGAGCGUCCUUAUAAAUGUGCCAAGUGUGGAAAGAGCUUCAGGGAGUCAGGUGCACUGACUCGGCACCUUAAAUCUCUCACUCCGUGCACAGAAAAGAUCCGCCUCAGUGUGAGCAAGGCCACAGUUGUGGGCAAAGAGGAAGUGCCUGCAGGGCCUAGUGCCUCCACUGUGGGGACAGUUACAUCAUCAGUGGCAGGAGAACCCAUGGAGACAUCACCUGUGAUUCACCUGGUAACAGAUGCCAAGGGCACUGUCAUCCAUGAAGUCCAUGUCCAGAUGCAGGAGCUUCCCCUGGGCAUGAAAGCCCUGGCCCCCGAGUCCCCAGACCCUGAGGAGCUUCCCUGUUCCAGUGAGAACAGCCGUGAGAACCUGCUACAUCAGGCCAUGCAGAAUUCUGGCAUUGUCCUCGAGCGGGUUGCUGGGGAGGAGAGUACUCUGGAGCCAACCUCUCCCUCUGUGUCCAGUCCCCAGUCCCUGGGAGAGGGACCCCCAGAACUGCCCCUGCUGGAAGUGGAACAGAUAGAGACAGUGGCCAGUGAAGCUUCAGUGGUGCCUAGGACACACCCAUGCCCUCAGUGCAGUGAGACUUUCCCAACAGCAGCCACCUUGGAGGCCCACAAGAGAGGUCAUAUAGGGCCGAGGCCAUUCAACUGCACACAGUGUGGCAAGGCCUUCCCCAAAGCCUACCUGCUCAAGAAGCACCAGGAGGUGCACGUACAUGAGCGCCGCUUCCGUUGUGGAGAGUGUGGGAAACUUUAUAAGACCAUUGCCCAUGUGCGGGGCCACCGCCGUGUCCACUCAGAUGAGAGGCCUUUCCCUUGUCCCCAGUGUGGCAAGCGUUACAAAACCAAGAAUGCCCAGCAGGUGCACUUCCGGACACAUCUGGAAGAGAAGCCCCACGUGUGCCAGUUCUGCAGCCGAGGCUUCCGAGAGAAGGGCUCACUGGUGCGGCAUGUGAGGCACCACACAGGCGAGAAGCCUUUCAAGUGCUACAAGUGUGGCCGUGGCUUCGCAGAGCAUGGCACACUCAACAGGCACCUGCGCACCAAAGGGGGUUGCCUGCUGGAAGUGGAGGAGUUGGUGGUAUCUGAGGAGAGCCCCUCUGCGGCUGCCACUGUGCUUGCAGAAGACCCCCACACUGUGCUGGUGGAGUUCUCAUCUGUGGUGGCGGAUACCCAAGAGUAUAUUAUUGAGGCUACUGCAGAUGACACAGAGACCAGUGAAGCCACUGAGAUCAUUGAGGGCACCCAGACAGAGGUGGACAGUCACAUCAUGAAGGUGGUGCAGCAGAUUGUGCACCAGGCUGGUGCUGGGCACCAGAUCAUCGUGCAGAAUGUGACCAUGGACCAGGAGGCAGCACUGGGCUCAGAGGCAGCUGCUGCUGACACGAUCACCAUUGCCACUCCUGAGAGUCUAACUGAGCAGGUGGCCAUGACACUGGCUUCAGCAAUCAGUGAAGGCACUGUGCUCACAGCCCGCGCAGGUCCAAACAAUACUGAACAGGCCACUGUGACAAUGGUGUCAUCAGAGGACAUAGAGAUCCUUGAGCAUGGAGGAGAGCUGGUCAUUGCUUCACCAGAGGGCCCACUUGAGGUGCAGACGGUCAUCGUGUAGCUUGAGGGCCUCUACUGUGGUAGAAUGAGGACCCUGAGUGCCUGCCCACACCUGCCUGGUCAGAAGAAACUGAAGUUCAGGCACCUAAAGGAGAUGACAGUGUGAAUAUGCAGUUUUUUGUUUGUUUUUUUUUUGUUUUUGUUUUUGUUUUUGUUUUUUUUUUUUUUUUUUUUUUGCUUUACAAUAAAACAUGAAAACCUG